CCGAGUCCCCGGGAGCUGGGGCUGCUGGAUGGAAAAGCGACCCCCCCCCACCCCGCAGCCCCGCUUGCAGGGGAUCCGGGCAGAGCCGGUGCCUGGGCUGGGGGGCAGCGCGCCCUUGGGAUUCGCACCGCGGCGAGUGACAGGCUGGGCGGAGGAGGAAAUGCUUCCUGAAUGGGGCUGAAACCGCAGCCGCUGGAAUAUGCAGCCCGGGGGCCUUCCUGGCAGUGCAAACGCAGUGGCCUGCGCCAAGGAGCCGAUCGCCACGUCGCGUGGGGGGGCCACGGCCGGGAGGCAUGGUGACAACUUUCAAGGUCGCCGUGCUUGGGGCUCAAGGGGUCGGGAAGAGCGCCAUCGUCCGCCAGUUCCUCUACAACGAGUUCAGCGAGGCGUGCGCGCCCACCAAGACGCGGCGUGUCUACCUGCCGGCCGUGGUCAUGAACGGCCACGUGCACGACCUACAGAUCAUGGACUUCCCACCCAUCACAUCUUUCCCAGUUAACACGCUGCAGGAGUGGGCGGACGCAUGCUGCAGGGGGCUCCGGAGCGUCCACGCCUACAUCCUAGUCUAUGACAUCUGUUGCUUUGACAGCUUUGAGUACAUCAAAACUAUUCGACAACAGAUCCUAGAAACGAGGGUCAUCGGCACCACCGAGACCCCCAUCAUCAUUGUGGGCAACAAGCGGGAUCUGCAGAGGGGCCGGGUGAUUCCCCGCUGGAACGUCUCCAACCUGGUGAAGAAGACCUGGAAGUGCGGCUACAUCGAGUGCUCAGCCAAGUACAACUGGCACAUCCUGCUGCUCUUCAGCGAGCUGCUCAAGAGCGUGGGCUGCGCCCGCUGCAAGCACGUCCACACCACCAUCCGCUUCCAGGGGGCCCUGCGCAGGAACCGAUGCACCAUCAUGUGAAGCCCUGCUCGCCACCCCCUGCUCC
Mauremys reevesii (Reeves's turtle) is the source of this 930-nucleotide messenger RNA. RefSeq names its product RAS like family 10 member B (gene RASL10B). The transcript is spliced from 4 exons. Gene Ontology annotation, molecular function: GTP binding; GTPase activity. The coding region runs from base 294 to 905 and encodes 203 amino acids. The record is from RefSeq and is a predicted model, not a curated record. NCBI's taxonomy places the organism in Eukaryota, Metazoa, Chordata, Testudines, Geoemydidae.